Diaporthe citri is the source of this 1152-nucleotide messenger RNA. RefSeq lists its product as uncharacterized. The transcript has 4 exons. Lineage: Eukaryota; Fungi; Ascomycota; Sordariomycetes; Diaporthales; Diaporthaceae. The record is from RefSeq and is a predicted model, not a curated record. Gene Ontology annotation, molecular function: antiporter activity. Gene Ontology annotation, cellular component: Golgi apparatus. The coding region runs from base 1 to 1152 and encodes 383 amino acids.
AUGUCUUCAGAAUCUGGCCGGUCCGAAACGGCGGGCUCAGUUGCCUCGUCCCACACUGAGACCGGAGGCUACGAUGAGCACAACGAGAAGGUGGCAACGCUCCGCGACGACGAGAGCCUCACCAACCUCAAGUCGCCUACAUCCGUCUACCACGACAGCGACCAUGAGCGCGAGGACGAGGAGCUCCUGCCACAGCCGCAGGAGAAGGCAGAGCCGCCCAAGGGCAGCAUGGCAUCCUCAAUAGUAUGGAUGGUCGUAAACACAUUGGCCACCAUUGGCAUCGUCUUCGUGAACAAAGCCAUCUUCUCCGACCCCUCGCUCAAGCUGGCACAGCUCACAUUCGCCGCCUUCCACUUCACGAUCACAUGGCUCACUCUGUACAUCCUCUCGCGGCCUCGCUUUGCCUUCUUCGUGCCGCGCCGUGCCUCCAUCCGCGAUAUCCUGCCGCUCUCCAUCGCCAUGGCCCUCAAUGUCAUCCUACCGAACCUAUCGCUCGCCUUCUCUACCGUCACCUUCUACCAGGUCGCGCGUAUCCUGCUGACGCCCUGUGUUGCGCUCAUGAACUACGUGCUAUACCACCAGACCUUGCCCACCAACGCCAUCAUUGCCCUCGUACCCGCCUGCGCCGGUGUCGGCAUUGUCAGCUACUACGACAGCCUGCCCGCCGCCGACGCCAACAUCAAGACGACCAGCGGCCUGGGCGUUAUCUUCGCCUUCGCCGGCAUCUUCGCCAGCUCCCUCUACACCGUCUGGAUCGCCUCCUACCACCGCAAGCUCCAGAUGAGCUCCAUGCAGCUUUUGUUCAACCAGGCCCCCGUCUCCGCAUUCAUGCUGCUCUACGUGAUCCCGUUCGUGGACACCUUCCCCGUUUGGACCACGGUGAGCGUUAGCCGCUGGGUGAUGAUCUUGAUGUCCGGCGGCUUCGCCUCGCUUAUCAACAUCUCCCAAUUCUUCAUCAUCGCCCAGACCGGACCUGUGUCCAGCACCGUUGUCGGCCACGUCAAGACGUGCUCCAUCGUCGCCCUCGGAUGGGCCACGUCAGGCCGGGCCAUCGGGGACAAGUCCGUCCUCGGGGUCAUGAUUGCUAUUGGGGGUAUCAUGGCAUACUCAUGGGUGAUGCUCAAGGAGAAGCAAAAGCAACAGGGCAAAUAA